CACAACUAGAAAAAAACCUAACAUUUUAACAAGCACAAAAGCCAAAAAGAAAAUAACUACCAUAGCAAAACUUUGCCCCUUAUUUUUCACAUUUCCAAACGGGGGCAGAAUGUAAAAUAAGGGACUACUUUCAGAGGAAAAAUGAAGUUUAGAGGAAAGCCACACGUGUUACUAACUCCAUCUCUUCUAGCACUGCUCCCUCAGCUCCCAAAAUGCUUGUAAAUUACGCACAACCUUCCUUGAUAAAGCCAAUCCUUUUGGCCUCAUCCUUGCUGUUAUAUCCUCGCUCGACUUCUCGGCAUCCGCCCCAUUCAUUACCCAAUCUUCUCCACUUCCACUGUCGCCGGAGUUCAUUGAACACAUUCGCUACCAUGGCUGAAGCAAAACACGCUGCCUCCUAUUCUCCGCCAGAGCACCACGCCGGAACUUGGUACUCCGUGCCGGACCUUCGGCUUCGCGACCAUCGCUUCAUUGUUCCCCUCGAUUACUCCAUUGAUCGUAGUGCUUCUCCCAAGAUCUCCAUUUUUGUUCGAGAAGUCGUGGCUGUUGGGAAAGAAGAACAACAACUGCCUUACCUAUUAUAUUUACAAGGAGGACCUGGCUUUGAGUGUCCGCGGCCAACUGAGGCUAGCGGAUGGGUACAUAAAGCAUGUGAAGGAUUCCGUGUUGUUUUGAUGGAUCAGCGAGGAACAGGCUUAUCAACUCCUUUGACAUCAUCAUCUAUGUUGCAACUGGAUUCUGCAGAGAAGCUGGUUGAUUACUUGAAACAUUUUCGAGCUGACAAUAUAGUGAAUGAUGCUGAAUUUAUCCGAGUUCGUCUAGUUCCUGAUUCUGGACCAUGGACAAUUUUGGGACAGAGUUAUGGUGGCUUUUGUGCUGUAACAUAUUUGAGUUUUGCACCACAAGGACUGAAACAAGUCCUGAUAACUGGAGGAAUCCCUCCAAUAAGGAGUGGAUGCACUGCUGAUAUUGUCUAUAGUGCAUGCUAUGAGCAGGUUAUUCGCCAGAAUGAAAAGUACUAUGAGAGGUUUCCUCAAGAUGCUGAAAUUGUUCGUGAAGUUGUGAUCCAUUUGGCAGAAUCUGAAGGAGGCGGGGUGCUUCUUCCAUCAGGGGGAAUCUUAACUCCAAGAGGACUGCAAACUCUAGGUCUCUCUGGUUUAGGAUCCAGUGCAGGUUUUGAACGUCUUCACUAUAUGUUUGAGAGGGUGUGGGAUCCCGUUCUAGUUCCAGGAUCAAGAAAGCAAAUUAGCCACUACUUCUUAAAAGCUUUCGAAAAUUGGUUGGAUUUUGAUUCAAACCCACUCUACGCUCUCCUGCAUGAGUCCAUAUACUGCCAGGAUGCUUCAUCAAGCUGGUCUGCUUACAGAAUUUUGGCCGAAGACAAUGGUAAAUUUGAUGCAAUCAGGGCUGCAAAAGAAGGUCGGCCAGUAUUUUUCACAGGGGAGAAUGUGUUCCCAUGGAUGUUUGAUGAAAUUCAUGCCUUGAGGAAGUUUAAAGAUGCUGCUCAGUUAUUGGCUAAAAAGAAAGAUUGGCCUCCUCUGUAUGACAUUGCUAUGCUGAAAAACAACAAGGUACCUGUGGCAGCUGCUGUUUAUUAUGAAGAUAUGUAUGUUAAUUUCAAGCUGGCAAUGGAGACAGCUUCUCAGAUUGGGGGUAUUAGACUAUGGAUAACUAACGAAUAUAUGCAUUCUGGUCUGAGGGAUGCAGGGGGACGUGUUUUUGAUCAUUUGUUGGGAAUGUUAAAUGGAAAUAAGCCUUUGUUCUGAUAGCCAUUGCGUUUUUUUAUACUUGUUACAAUGGGGACUGUCAAUAAUGUUCAACUGGUGACUCAAGGGGAUUAUUGGGGACCCUUUUUUGUCGUGAGAAUGUUACGAUCUUUGAAGACCUUUCCAAUGCGGACUUGUGUGAUAAUGGGAAUUUUGAAAAACAAACCCAGACAAUGGCUCUGUUUUGUCGC
Manihot esculenta (cassava) is the source of this 1957-nucleotide messenger RNA. Its product is annotated as proline iminopeptidase. Gene Ontology annotation, biological process: proteolysis. Lineage: Eukaryota; Viridiplantae; Streptophyta; Magnoliopsida; Malpighiales; Euphorbiaceae. The transcript has 10 exons. The coding region runs from base 213 to 1766 and encodes 517 amino acids. The record is from RefSeq and is a predicted model, not a curated record. Gene Ontology annotation, molecular function: peptidase activity.